GUUGUUUUUGUUGUGUUGUUGUAGAUGAAUAUUAAUCCAAAGAAAAGCUGGCAUGUUCGAAAUAAACACAACGUUGCCAUUGUGAGAGAGGAUGAGGCCAAGGCUCUCGCAGAAAAAAUGGAAGAGCAGCGAAAGAUCGACCUGGCUGAUUCUGAGUAUCGUUUAAGACUCCUUCGUUCCCGUGCUGCCAAAGAUCCCUCAAUCGUGACAGAAAACGCAAAAAUUGUUAAAAAAACUGAACUGACGGAACACGUCAACUUUUUUAUGGACGAAGAAAAGGGACUUAAAGCCUCGUAUUUAAAAAACGCCGAAACUGAGCAAGAAAAAAAGGACUCACAAGAAGAUUGGGAAAAGAAAAUUGGUUAUCUCAACUACCUGGGUGUAUUAAACAGGGACAAUCCUGAUCUAAGUGUCCCCUGGUACCUCGAAUCUGCCAGAUUGCGUAAAAGUGAGGACAGUUUGGAGGAUUCUGGGAUUGAGAGUGAUCGGAAAAGGAAGUCUUAUUAUGAUCCUCUGAAUGACGUAAAAAGAGCGACCUCGAAGGACCAGUCGAUUGUAAGAAAGGAUGAUUCUAUAAAGAAACAAGAACAAAGUCGUAAGUCAAUUGAUACUUUGCGGAAUGAACGCCACAAUUCGAUAAAUUCAAUCUCAGAGAAUAUUGAUAUGAAAAGAUCAAUUUUACAAAAAACCAUUGUUAGUUUUCAAAAUCUCAAAAGCAAUGAAGGAAUGGCUAUCCCAAAUUAA
Octopus sinensis (East Asian common octopus) is the source of this 744-nucleotide messenger RNA. RefSeq names its product leukocyte receptor cluster member 1 homolog. The transcript is spliced from 5 exons. The coding region runs from base 25 to 744 and encodes 239 amino acids. Lineage: Eukaryota; Metazoa; Mollusca; Cephalopoda; Octopoda; Octopodidae. The record is from RefSeq and is a predicted model, not a curated record.